GCCAAUGCUCGCCAAGCUACCAAGAUCGAGAGCUUGACAUUCGCUUGUGCUACGUUUUCUGAGUUACCCUAGGUAAGUUAGGUAGUGUUGAGACAUGGUCUUCGUCAAGUUGAUUGAGUUGAGAUGUUUUUUAUCUGUAUUACAGUACCAGCAGUUUCAAGCCGGGAGCUCCGAUCAAAAGUAGAGCUCUUACCCACUCACUGAUGGACUGGUGUUUUCAACUGACGAGCUCCAUCAAGGCACUCGAGGCACUUCAGCUCUCGGCUCUCCAGGUAUGGGUCUCAGACAGCUACCUAAGCUUAGUCUUGAGUUAGUUUCUUAGUUUCAGCUGGCAUUGUGUACAAUUACUCCAGUGUCACCUACUGCCUGUCAUUUGGCAGCCUCUUGUUGUGUGUGGUUACUUUUGAAUUUUUCAACUGCCAAAGCCACGAUCGUGAAGCUCAAUCACUUCAACGUGCGCACAAGGUUUCUCUUCCAUAUCGAAUGUCAAUUAAAAGCAGACAUCACAUGCAAAGGUCAAUUUCGAAAUUAGACUCUCGGCGGCCUCCGUCCGUUGAUCUUCGGCCCUGAGCUACCGACGUCACCACUGCUGGCUUUUCUGUGCCCCACGGGAUCGUCCACCAGAAACUCACUUCUUACCAAGGCAUAUCGCGCAUGCCUACUGUACGCCAGAGUUUGUACGGAGGUUACCCCCGAUUUGUGAUCUUGAGCAUACAGUACGACAAGCCAGAUCGACCCCAAUUGAUCGUGGCUACUCUGCGGGCUCUGUGAUCGGCAUCUUCGCCGGGGGAUCUGCCUGGAAGCCGGACCACAAUGCCGUUUGGCUUGCGGCUAAAGGCCAUUCCGUCCUCCGCCAUAAAAUCUACUUCGUUCCGUAUCGGAGCCGGGACAUCGGCCGGUCAUGUCCUCCUCAGCCGGUGGUCAUCCACUUACACCACUCCGACGUCAGACCUACCUCCACUCAACCUCCUCGUUCAUCGACAUCUCACAGGGUCGGGCCCUGAUGCUUUCGUUCCCUAUGACACUGCCAAUAAUGAGCAGGAAGAACUCCGCUCGUCGUUUCUCAAGUGGAAGAGUUUGAGCGAGGAACAGCAACAAGACAGAGGCCCCAUACCCCGCCCUCAUCUUCUUUCUUUUGAACCAGCACCAACUCUCACGCUUGGGCGUCGCCAGCGCCCCCUCACUUCCGAGCAAACCUCCUACUUCAAGUCUCCCCUCUACGUUAGUCUUCCUCAUCGGCGUAACCCUGUCGAAGAGCAGAGCUUCAUUCCUGAGGUCAAACAGACAAGCCGUGGGGGUUUGACAACCUACCAUGGUCCUGGUCAGCUUGUCUUGUGGCCUGUGCUAGACAUGCACUCUCCUCUGUAUGCGCAUUACUCAGUCAUGUCGUAUGCGGACCAUCUCGAGGCAACCACACGUCGCCUGCUGGCACGUUUGUUCGGUUUGGAAACUUAUACAACCCGAGAUGAACCUGGAGUCUGGGUCCGUACCCCCGCCGGUCAGCCAGAACGCAAAAUCGCAGCAAUUGGGGUUCAUCAUCGGAGACACGUCACAGCCCUUGGCAUUGCUAUCAACAUCGACGUUUCGGUAGAUGGUCCCGAUGUUAUUAAUCCUUGGGCUCGUUUUGUUCCUUGUGGCCUUGAAGGUAAGCUUGUCACCUCUGUGGUUGCCGAAUUAGCAAUAAAAGAUGGUAUUGUGCGGCUUGGUGGCUGGAAUACUGCCUCAUUAGCAGCCGUGUGGGCGAGAAUAUUUGAAGAAGGGAUAGUAGAUGAUACAAAGAGAAGUAUUGACGGCGAGGGGAGCUCUCAGUUCCGUCGAGCAGUCUCAUGAUACGUGACUAGUAAACUCGAUCAAUGCUGUCAGGCCUUCACGAAACAACACUGGCUAAACGAGUAUUAUGUGUCAAUGUAUACUAUACGCUUUCGGUUCGGGUACUUAUGUGAUAUAUAUGUAUAUAUUUAUACGAAGGUAAAUGACUCAGGGCGGGCUCAUAGCUAGUUGUCAUCAUUCUCUAGAAGCCCAUAUUCAAGACUAUUAAUUCCUGAGGUAAUUUUAACUCGAUUAUUGUGAGCAGUGUUCUAGCAGAUCAUGAAGAGCCCAUCAAUCGCAGACUCAUAGAUACUGGUAUCAGAUCAGUGUGUUCAUACUGGGUUACAUAAUCAUAUAAUUAUUAUCAUGUCAUA
This is a messenger RNA of Fusarium verticillioides 7600, 2183 nucleotides long. Its product is annotated as lipoyl(octanoyl) transferase. Lineage: Eukaryota; Fungi; Ascomycota; Sordariomycetes; Hypocreales; Nectriaceae. The coding region runs from base 814 to 1830 and encodes 338 amino acids. Gene Ontology annotation, biological process: protein lipoylation. The record is from RefSeq and is a predicted model, not a curated record. Gene Ontology annotation, cellular component: mitochondrion. The transcript has a single exon.